Phodopus roborovskii (desert hamster) is the source of this 1425-nucleotide messenger RNA. RefSeq names its product elongin-A3-like. Lineage: Eukaryota; Metazoa; Chordata; Mammalia; Rodentia; Cricetidae. The coding region runs from base 1 to 1425 and encodes 474 amino acids. The transcript is spliced from 2 exons. The record is from RefSeq and is a predicted model, not a curated record.
AUGGAGGAGGCCCCCAGCCGCCUAGAAGCCCUGCAGAAGCUGCGGGAGCGCCUGUGCACCGAGACAGAGCCCAGCAAGCUCUACAGCACCCUGAAGAAACUCUCUCGCCUGCCCGUGCUGGGCGACACCCUGGAGGAGAUUGGCUUCAGGAAGACCAUCAAAGUGUUGAAGAAACAGCAGCUCCUGCUACCCUUUGCCAAGGACUUAGCGGCCCAGUGGUCAGAGGGGUCCCACUUUGGGCCCCGGCCUGAACCCAGACCCCAGGACUUUGCCUCCCAGAGCAGCGCGACGACAGAGCCUCGCAGAGACUCCCCAGAGGCGCUUGAGCCUGCUUCCCGGCCACAGGGAGGAGGUGGCAGAGAGGUCUUGGAGGUCAGCGGUAGCAGCCCGCAGCGAAGCGCACCUCGCAGCCCAAGCUCCGAGCCAGCGGGAAGAAAGAGGCCCAGAGGGUCCUUCGGGGGCAGGCAGCUAGCCGCGGAGAGCCAGGUACAGGUACGCGGAGGCAAGCCCCCACAGGGAGGUGUUGGGGCGCCCUGGCGGCUGCAAGGGGUGAAGGCCCUCUGCGGCAAGCCAGCGGCUGGGCCAGCGAAGCGGCGUCCGUCUCCCCCGAGGGAAAAGACCCCUGGCCCCUGGAUCCGGGAAGACCAGCAGGCCGCUUCUUUGCAGGCUCGCCUCGACUACCACAGCUCUGACAGCUCUCCGUCUUCCUCCGCGCCCGCGCCGCCGCCUCCGGGCAAGAGGAAGAGGAAAAGCAACUGGAAAGCUGAGGCGCAGAGCCCCGGAGCAGAGAGCUCACCUCCGGUCUCCAAGCCUGCUUCUCCGGAGGAGAAGGACCUGAGGACUCUUCCUUGCACACUGACCGAGAAGCAGCACCUUGGGCGCGCAGGGCGACCUGGAAAACGCCUGUGUAUUCGGGUCGCACACCAGCCAGAGCUCUCCCAAGGAAAUCGCACCAAGGACGCUUUGCGAACCCCGACCGCACGUGGGAAACUCACAGCCAACCGGCCCCCGCAGGAAUGCGGGCUCUGGAGACAGCAAGAGGACCAGUCCCGCACCUGCAAGCCAACUAACCCCCAGACUGAGACCCAGACACACCUCAGGCUGCAGCAGUCCAGCGAGCUGAGGCUGAAAGCCCUGACAGCCCGCAUCCAAAGCUCACAAGCCAAGAAGCAUCAAGACCGCCAAACCAAGCUGAUCUCCUUCCACGCCCUGACCGCAGACCCAGGCCAGCAUGCAGACUCCGCACCCAGACGGGAAGACUCCCCCGAAAACCUGAACUGCCUCAGCCAAGGCCCUGGCACUGACCUUGUGAAGAGGGCUCCGCGCCCCGCCCUGGGCGGCAGGGACCAGACCCGUGCUAAGAAAGCCGCCCCGCUCAUGGCCAAGGCCCUCAAGGAUUACAAGAAUAGGUGGUCUCGGAAGUGA